This is a messenger RNA of Durusdinium trenchii, 1257 nucleotides long. The record is from the annotation of a GenBank genome assembly. NCBI's taxonomy places the organism in Eukaryota, Dinophyceae, Suessiales, Symbiodiniaceae.
GGUCAGCCUUUUUGGACGCAAAGGAGGACGGUAUCCACUCGCGGUCUGAAGGAAGCGUACGCCAUGGCCUUUUCCAUGUUGGUGGCAACCAUCGUUUCGGCGACCGCUGAGCCAGCCUUUUUCGAUUCCAACGCCUUUGGAUCUGGGCAGCUGAGAGGCCUCGGAAGCGACCCAUUUGCAGAUCCUGGAAGGCAGAACAAAUGGCUCAAGGACAUCAGCACCAGCACCAAGAAUUACUUCAAGAAGGUUCUGGCUCCUCUCCAGAAGCCUAUUGUGCAAGAGUACCAAGUGUUGACGAUCCUGGAUCAAUACGCGAACUACACCAUGGACAAGGUUGAGAACGCCACAGGCUCCGACGUCAUUUGGAAUCGCACCAGUCGCUUCCUGCAGGAAGUCGCUGAAGAUCCAGACGAGUCCGCGGAACCCUCAGCCAAGGGGCGAGCGUUGUAUUCCCGUCGACGACGAGGAAACCAAGACUUGCCUCCCAGAGCCCGGUAUAUCAACAAGAUUCUCAUCUACCUCAACCAGGAAAUGGAUUUGUUGUGGAACUACAACACGAUUGUGGAUCGCAAGCGCUGGGGUGUGGGCAACACCAUCACCUCCUCUCCCUACGGCCCUCAUGGUGAGCAUCCUGAGCGCUGGAGGGCCAACGGCUCCUAUCCCAUGCCCAAAGCAGCACCCAAUCACACGAUCUUGCUUCAGGAGGAUGAAGUGACGAUUACAAUUCGCGUGAAGGCGGAUGAGAAGAAGUUCGACAACAAAUAUGCCGUGCAGCUGCAAGCGGAUUACUUCUCCCUAGUGGACAACAUCAAUGACGCCAGCCAGAAGAUCAGCGAUUUGCGCACACGCCUGUGGAAGAUGAACGAUUACGCUGAUCAAUUCAUCGCCCUUCCCUCAGGCGUGUGGAACAAGAUUGACGCUCAAGCAUGAGAGAUUGAGCUUUCAUUAGGUUAGGAGCAUUUAUCAGAGGGCCAAUUUUCCGUUGGACCCCAAUUGGUCCAUCUUUUGGGAGGCUUAGAAUGCCGAGGAUGAUGUUGCCUUGAAUCUGGGGCCAGAUCACCUCGGUUUUUGGUGCGUCGUGCAAAGCUCCAAUUUUAACGGCCCUCAAGUUUUGAUAAGCCCAGGCCCACAAGUGGCCAGUUCUGUCAAUCGAACAGCUUGACCAAUCACGGCUUUUGAGCCCCUUACAGCUUCAGAAUGGGGGUUUUGACAAGCCCGUAUGCUGCGGCAGCAUAUUAUGCAAGGGACAGAGUUGAA